Messenger RNA from Botrytis fragariae, 966 nucleotides. Its product is annotated as putative thioesterase family protein. The transcript has a single exon. Lineage: Eukaryota; Fungi; Ascomycota; Leotiomycetes; Helotiales; Sclerotiniaceae. Bases 1 to 966 code for a protein of 321 amino acids. The record is from RefSeq and is a predicted model, not a curated record.
AUGGCUGCCAGACUGCCAAUUCAAGCCUUACGUUCGUGCAAAAGUAUUCUUCAACAACCAUCGCACUUUUCUCAAACAUAUCGACAUCCGUUCCGAUCACAAUCUCUCUCAAAAUGGUCAACGCGAGCAUAUUCAACACCUCCACCACCACAGUCUAUAAAUCAUAACAUUAGUGCUACUACCGAGCCUUCAUCUCAAUCAAUACCCCAACACCGAGAUCUGCGAUCUCAAUUCUCUUCUGGACCCGUCGCGCCAAUACCCUCACCUUCAUCUCCCAAACGAAAACGGUCCCUCCGUCCCACAAUCUAUGCCUCUCUUUUUCUCCUAAUUGGACUCACAACUGGACAAUAUGUCUCGCUUGUCCUUUCUCCCCCUGCACUCCCCGAACCCUCUUCUCCCUCGGACGAACUCAUGACCUCUUGGUUACACGCGCAGGCCUCAAAGAUCCCACUGGUACAAUCUCUAACUGAGGAUCCCGUUUGGCAAUCUUGGGAUGCCUAUUCCACAUUCACACCCGAAGAACGUCCGCACCGACUUACUACUGGUCCAUUGGGAGGAUCUAGAUCGAUAGGCGGGUACCAACGAGUAUUUUAUAAUUCUACCACAGGAGAGUUCAUAUCGAUUGUAUACUUAGGAGGAGCAUUAGGAGGAUGGCCCGGUGUGGUGCAUGGAGGUCUUAUAGCGACGAUUAUGGAUGAAUCACUGGGGAGAUGUGCGAUCAGACAGUUGGCCGCGGGAACAGGUGUCACUGCUCAAUUGUCGUUACAAUAUUUAAAGCCAAGUGUUACAAAUGCAUUCUACGUAGUGAGAUGUACACCAGUCAUAGGAGAGGAGGGAGGUGGAGAAAGAAAGAGAUGGGUAGAAGGACGUCUGGAAACAUUGGAAGGGAGAGUUUGUGUAGAGGCAAAGGGAUUAUUUGUCGCACCGAAGAAUUAUAAAACGAGGGUAAUCACGGCGGGCUUUUAA